Messenger RNA from Hibiscus syriacus, 1956 nucleotides. RefSeq lists its product as uncharacterized. Lineage: Eukaryota; Viridiplantae; Streptophyta; Magnoliopsida; Malvales; Malvaceae. The coding region runs from base 1 to 1956 and encodes 651 amino acids. The transcript is spliced from 7 exons. The record is from RefSeq and is a predicted model, not a curated record.
AUGAGUCACUGGCUUGAACGACUGUUCACUGGUGCAUUAAAGCCUCCACCAGAGUUUAUGGCUACUGAAGAUGGGAUAAUGGUUCCAAAUGAAGAUUAUGAAGGCUUUAUAGCUCAGGAUAGUGCGUUAGCAUCAUGGUUGUUAUCGAGUAUCAACCCGCAUUUACUCUCCCAGUUUGUUGGAUCUCUCAAGAAAGAUGAAGAUCGCAUGCGUGUGUGCUUAUCUCUGGUUAAAGAAAUAUGUGAUGCCUUAACAUCCUAUGGUAGUGUUGUUCCCACAGUGAGCAUAAUUUUGAUUAAUGUUGAGACUCAGUUAGCUGGUUUUGCUGCUCAAGAAGAUUUAAUGCUGACAAGUGCUCAUGUUGCUCAAGGACCAGAAACUGUUAAGACUAGCUCUAACUUGUGUUGGCAACACUUUGAUGAAGAUUUUCAUAUUGUAUCUACUAAUGUUGGUCGUUCUCAGUAUGCAAGAGAUACAACCAAUGUUAAUAACGUCUCUUAUGACAAAGCUAGUUGUGACUGUUGUUUGAAUGAGACUCGAAGACAACUGACAACAGAGAGUUCUUCUCAGGCUUACUCAACUACUAGUUCUGCUCAAGAUCAAUGGGUGGUGGAUUUUGGAGCCACUCAUCAUGUGACACACAACUCUGGUAAUAUUACUCAUAGACCAGAGCACGGUGCUCUAGGUAAGCUUAUUGUAGGUAAUGGUGUGUCUCUGCACGUUAACAUGAUUGGUGAUGGUACUCUAGUGACACUAUUUAAGUCUUUGCUAUUAAAUGACUUACUACAUGUGCCUAGAAUAAAACAGAACCUUCUCUCGGUGUCCAAGUUUGCUAGGGAUAAUAGUGUAUACUUUGAGUUUUAUGAUCAAGGGUUUUGUGUUAGUGAUGUUGCUAGAAAAGAAGUGUUGUUGCAUGGUCGUAUUGAAGGAGGGUUGUAUGUCUUCUCAAGAGAGAGUUUGUUAGGUAUUUGUGGUAAUUCUUCAACUAAUUCAACUGUUGUAGUCGAUGAUUUUACUCUUUGGCAUCAAAGAUUGGGUCAUGCUACCUAUAGUACUAUUGUAGAUGUUUGUAAAACAAUUGAUGAUCGAUCACAAGCUGUAAGUGUGUUCAAGUUGUUUCAGCAAAUGGUGCUGACUAAAUUUGGUGUUACCAUCAAAGUUGUGCAGAGUGACUGGGGUGGAGAGUAUCGAAGUCUCUCUUCUGUUUUAGCUAAGGAUGGUAUAUCUCACCGAGUUGCAAUGUCUUUACAGUACUGGUAUUAUGAUGUUGUCACUAUAAUUUAUCUCAUCAAUCGUCUUCCAACAAAGGUACUGAGUGGGGUAUCUCCUCUAGAGAAGUUAUGGGGAAAGAAACCUGAUUAUAGGUUCAUGAGGGUGUUUGGCUGCAAAUGUUUCCCACAUUUUCGAGUGUUUCAAAGACAUAAGCUGGAGUUUCGGUCUCACCCAUCUCAUCAUACAACAUCUAAUGAUUUUGCUUCAAAAUAUGGUGCUAUUGAGAUUGUUGUUGAUGUUAAUAAGUUGCAUGAUAUGAAUAAUGGUGUGUGUGGUCUUACUAUACCUAUUGAGUCAUGCAAAAAAGUGACACGUGGCAAUGUGUCUGACAUAGCAGGAGGAGAGUCCUUGAAUAUAGGUGAAUGCUCAAGCUUAUAUUUGGGUGUUGAUCAUAAUACUAUUGUUAAUAAUUAUAUUGUUGUGGAGAAUUGUGAGGCAACAAUGAAUACAAGUGACUCUCUUGGACAAGAUGAUGUGGAGUCCAGUGAGCAAAAUAAUGUGGAGUCCAAUGGACAAGAUCAUGUGGAGCUCAGGAUGAAUCUUCAUCCUAUGCUUACCAGAAGCAAGUGUGGGAUCUUCAAGCUUAAGGUGUAUUCAACUGCUUAUGCUACUAUGAAACCUGUCAACGUACAAGAAGCUCUUCAGUUACCUCAUUGGAGAAAUGCAAUAUAUGCUGAACUUUAA